Molecule: messenger RNA, 2714 nt
Organism: Larimichthys crocea (large yellow croaker)
Lineage: Eukaryota; Metazoa; Chordata; Actinopteri; Sciaenidae
Gene: map1lc3a
Product: microtubule-associated protein 1 light chain 3 alpha
Exons: 4
Coding region: 155-520 (121 amino acids)
Source: RefSeq, a predicted model, not a curated record
GUCACUCCUCGGUUGACUCGCUUUGUUUGUCCGGAGCGUCGAGCAGACUCUCAGCCGACCAACACUCACUGUCCGCCGGCCAACACAGCUGCGUUAUAACCGGCCUCAGCGCGCCUCCGUCACAGUUAUAACUGCGUAAUAAGAACCGACAGAGAUGCCGUCCGACAGACCCUUCAAACAGCGGAGGACAUUCGCUGAUCGGUGCAAAGAGGUCCAGCAGAUCCGCGAGCAGCACCCCAACAAGAUCCCCGUCAUCAUUGAGCGGUAUAAGGGAGAGAAGCAGCUUCCUGUUUUGGACAAAACCAAGUUUCUGGUCCCGGACCACGUCAACAUGAGCGAGCUGGUCAAGAUCAUCAGGCGCCGCCUCCAGCUGAACCCCACUCAGGCCUUCUUCCUGCUGGUCAACCAGCACAGCAUGGUGUCGGUGUCCACGCCCAUCUCUGAGAUCUACGAGCAGGAGAGAGACGAGGACGGCUUCCUGUACAUGGUGUACGCCUCGCAGGAGACCUUCGGCUGCUAGGGAGGAGGAGGAGGAGGAGGAGGAGGGAGAGCGGGACAUCUUCAGGGGGGGAGAGGGUCGAAGGGGGGAGGGCAUUGGGUCAGAACCACCACAGAACUCACCGUCCUCUCUCCACUUUGAUGCAUUGCAGGCCCACGUAGUAGCAGCAGCAGCCCGUCGUCCCUCGUCUUCAUCGGUCAGUACACAAGCUACAAAAGCCAGAGGACGACUUCCUGCGAGCGUUCCUACUUUUAUUUUCUCUCUCUCGUUCUUUCGGUUCCACACAGACUUUUAUUUUGAAAAGGUGGGACGACCCCCCGACGUCUUUUUAGAGUUAAACUUGAACGCAGGCGGGAUGUAACCUGAAGCUCGGCGGCGGCUGAUCGCUUCGUAACUCUCUGAUAAUCCGUGGCGUCGCUCUUUAUUUUCUCGGGCUCGCAGUGAUUGUUUCAAUUAUUAUUAUUGUUUUUUAAACUCACGUUAGUUUUUUAAUUAACCGUCGUCUGUUUGCGAUUCUCUGUCGUUUAUUUACCGUCAGCCUGAAGCUCAACUCGCCGGCCGGCUACCGAGUCGCUGACAAUCAGGCUAAGAGAUGAACAACAUGUGCAAUAUACUUACCCCUCGCCUCACCCCUUUCUGCCCUGCUGGGUAACACAACACUACUCCCCCCUUCCUCCCCCGUGAAGCUGCUGUAACGUACCGACUGCUCAGUCACAGAAAGGACGUUAGCCUCCCGUUAACAGCUUAACUUUAUCUUUUCACCCCGUAAGCACAAAAACACGACUCACCCGUCUUCCUGCACAAAGCUGACCCGCCUUUUAACGUCACAGCCAACCAAUCAGGUCAAAGUCCAGUUUUUCUUAAUUUUUUUUUUAGGCAGCGGGAACACGAAGGACGCGCUCUGCUUUCUCGCUUUUCGUGCUUCGUUUGACACUAAAAAAACAUAAAGGAGGCGAGUGUGGAGCUGACAGGAGGGGGCGAUCACGGGACAGGACGUCUCUGACAAACGCCGAUAAAUUCCCCUUAAAUUCAAGGAUCUAUCACACUUCAGAUCUGUCAGGUAAUCUAAUACAUUGGUCCAUAUUCUUAGAGCUUUUUCAAGGACUUUCAAGGCCCAAUGCCCCUUAAAUUCAAGGAUCUAUCAUACAUCGUAACUAUCUAGUAAUCUGCUGUGUCGGUCCAUGUUCUCAUCCCUAUUCAAGGACUUUUUAAGGCCGAAUUCCCCUUGAAUUCAAGGCUGUAUCAUACAUCACCACUAUCUAGUAAUCAGCUGUGUCAGUCCAUGUUCUCAUCCCUAUUCAAGGACUUUUCAAGGCCCAAUUCCCCUUGAAUUCAAGGAUCUAUCAUACAUCGUAACUAUCUAGUAAUCGGCUGUGUCGGUCCAUGUUCUCGACGCUAUUCAAGGACUUUUCAAGGCCCAAUUCCCCUUGAAUUCAAGGAUCUAUAAUACAUCGUAACUAUCUAGUAAUCGGCUGUGUCAGUCCAUGUUCUUGACGCUAUUCAAGGACUUUUCAAGGCCUAAUUCCCCUUGAAUUCAAGGCUGUGUCAGUCCAUGUUCUCGUCACUAUUCAAGGACUUUUCAAGGCCCAAGGCCCCUUAAAUUCAAGGAUCUAUCACACAUCACCACUAUCUAGUAAUCAGCUGUUGGUCCAUGUUCUCGUCACUAUUCAAGACUUUUCAAGGCCUAAUUCCCCUUGAAUUCAAGGCUGUAUCACACACACAGGGAGAAACAAUAUAUGUAAGUGUACGUCAUCAGUCCUCCAUCGUGCAGGAAGUAGUCACAUCCCGGUGGAGCUUUUCUCGGCGGCGUCUCCUCCCGACGUCGCGUCAGACGGCUUGUAAGAACGCAGCGUGUCACGGUAGCAUUAGACGAAAUCAAACGUAUUUAACGUCGGACAUGAAUGAGCUUCUUUUGCACAUGAAUGAAUAAAUAUAAAAAAGGAGUUGGCAUAGAGUUUUUUUUAGGAUUUACUGUAUCUAUAUAUAACAAUCCUUCUUUUUGUAUCUCCUCUGUCUGUCUGCCUUCUUGAGUUUAAUGAGACUUUAGAGAUAAAAAGGUUGUAAAGCACUACAGACCUGCAUGUUUCUGUUUUUUUUUUUAAAUGUAUAUUGAUUUUACGCUAUAGAUAAUAUUGUAUUGUUUAAUUAAAAAGUCUUUUUAGAUGUUUCCUGAACCAAAAACUGAAAAUAAAGAAAUGUAAGUGUAUGACAUAAA